GACAGGGGCUGCAGCGCCCGCGACUCUCCGGCAGCGGCGGCGGCGGCGGCCACCCGGGAUGUCCCCGGGCGCUUCGUGAGUGGCUGGCAGCGCGACUCGGCGGGCCUCGCACGCCCCCCGCCCUCGCUCGCUCGCUGGCUCGCUGGCUCGCUCGGGCCCGCGCUGCGUCGGCCGCGCCGCGGUGGAGGCGCGGGAGGGGGACGCGGCCAGGGAUGAGCUGAUUGCGGCUAAAUACGCCGCCGAAGGGCCCGAGAGGCCGUGAGGAGCCGCCUUUCUCCGAGUCGCCGCCCUGCCCUUGGAUUUGAGAUCAUGUCCAUUCACAUAGUGGCGCUGGGGAACGAGGGGGACUCGUUUCACCAGGACAAUCGGCCGUCGGGGCUCAUCCGCACUUACCUGGGGAGAAGCCCGCUGGUCUCCGGGGACGAAAGCAGCUUGUUGCUGAACGCGACCAGCACGGUCGCGCGUCCCGUGUUCACCGAGUAUCAGGCCAGCGCGUUUGGGAAUGUCAAGCUGGUGGUCCACGACUGUCCCGUCUGGGACAUUUUUGACAGUGAUUGGUACACCUCUCGAAAUCUAAUUGGCGGCGCUGACAUCAUUGUGAUCAAAUACAACGUAAAUGACAAGUUUUCAUUUCACGAAGUGAAGGAUAAUUAUAUUCCGGUGAUAAAAAGAGCAUUAAAUUCAGUCCCAGUAAUCAUUGCUGCUGUUGGUACCAGACAAAAUGAAUUACCUUGCACAUGCCCGCUAUGCACCUCCGACAGAGGGAGCUGUGUCAGUACGACGGAGGGGAUCCAGCUUGCUAAAGAACUAGGAGCUACCUAUCUGGAACUACACAGCCUUGAUGACUUCUACAUAGGAAAAUAUUUCGGAGGAGUGUUGGAGUAUUUUAUGAUUCAAGCCUUAAAUCAGAAGACAAGUGAAAAAAUGAAGAAAAGGAAAAUGAACAGCUCGUUUCAUGGAAUUCGACCACCUCAGCUUGAACAACCAGAAAAAAUGCCCGUCUUAAAGGCUGAAGCAUCACAUUAUAACUCUGACUUAAAUAACUUGCUGUUUUGCUGCCAGUGUGUGGACGUGGUAUUUUACAACCCAGAUUUAAAGGAGGUGGUAGAGGCCCACAAGAUUGUGCUCUGCGCCGUAAGCCAUGUUUUCAUGCUGCUUUUCAAUGUGAAGAGCCCUGCUGAUAUUCAGGAUUCCAGUAUCAUCCGAACUACCCAGGAUCUCUUUGCUAUAAACAGAGAUACUGCCUUUCCAGGUGCUAGCCAGGAUUCUCCAGGCAACCCACCAUUACGAGUCGUCGUUAAAGAUGUCCUCUUCUGUUCGUGUUUAUCGGACAUUCUGCGCUUCAUUUAUUCAGGUGCUUUCCAGUGGGAAGAAUUGGAAGAAGAUAUCAGGAAGAAGUUGAAAGAUUCUGGGGAUGUUUCAAACGUAAUUGAGAAAGUUAAAUGCAUUUUAAAAACACCAGGAAAGAUUAAUUGCCUAAGGAAUUGCAAAACCUAUCAAGCCAGAAAACCUCUGUGGUUUUACAAUACUUCCCUCAAGUUUUUCCUUAAUAAACCAAUGCUUGCUGAUGUUGUCUUCGAAAUACAAGGUUCAACGGUGCCGGCGCACAGGGCCAUCCUGGUGGCCCGUUGUGAAGUGAUGGCAGCCAUGUUUAAUGGGAAUUACAUGGAAGCAAAGAGUGUUCUGAUUCCAGUUUAUGGUGUUUCCAAAGAGACUUUCUUGUCAUUCUUGGAAUAUUUAUACACAGACUCUUGUUGUCCAGCUGGCAUUUUCCAGGCCAUGUGCCUCCUGAUCUGUGCUGAGAUGUACCAGGUGUCCCGAUUGCAGCACAUAUGUGAGCUGUUCAUCAUCACGCAGCUGCAGAGUAUGCCAAGCCGGGAACUGGCAUCCAUGAACCUCGAUAUUGUGGACCUGCUCAAAAAAGCCAAGUUUCACCACUCUGAUUGCCUUUCAACCUGGCUACUUCAUUUCAUUGCCACUAACUACCUCAUCUUCAGUCAAAAGCCUGAAUUUCAGGAUCUUUCAGUGGAAGAACGCAGCUUUGUUGAAAAGCACAGAUGGCCAUCGAAUAUGUACUUGAAGCAGCUUGCGGAAUACAGGAAGUAUAUUCACUCCCGGAAAUGCCGUUGCUUAGUAAUGUAACCUGGCGCUAUUAUAUACAUAUACUUUUUAAAUUAUUGUUAUGAAGAAUGGGAUACCUCUGGUUUCCAGUAAAAUUCUUGUGACUGCAAUAUGGGCGUUAAAAAAAAUAAUAAUAAUAACACCAUACAGCUUGAUGUGUUUAUUGGCUCCAUUUGAAAAAACUGUUGUGAUCUUAAAAGGGAGCAAAACAUACCAUAGAAUAAAUCUAAAGCUUCACCCUAGUGUGUAAAGCUGUUGUACAGCUACUUUUACCCUUUAAGAUGCCCUGUUGCUUUAGUGAUAUUAAUAACCUUCCCAGUUAAGACAUGUUUAAAUUUUUUAAAAAAAAUCGUAAUAGGAUUAAUACAAAAAUUUUAUCAUGUCUGAUUAAUUGCUAUGUUAAAAUAAGGGGUAUUAAAAGGCCCAGUGUCAAUAUUUCUAUAAUGAAAAAUCUAGGGGAAGACUGAUCAAUCUGAGACUUUAGGAAUUUAAAUUUGUCUGGGAUUUUGAAUCUGAAAUGUCACUUGGUUCCAAAUCAGUGACAGUAUUUGAACCAUCAUGAAAAGGAAUUCUGUUUUUUUAUCUGAACAACCCAGUCGAGACACCUUGUCUCUUCCCUGGGAUUCCAUGAGGCAGGAAAUCUAAAUGGGAUGACUUUAUUUAUGAUCAGGUCACCCGGGUAGUUGUACUGUGUAGUUGUACCCACGCUCUGAAGGGCGCCUGCUUUGUUCAAUGCUCUGCUGUCGCAAUCUUGAAAUUGAAACUAAUGUUUAAAGAAGGGCACCCUGCAUUUCCACUUUGUACUGGGCCCUCCAAAUUAUGUCUGUCUCCUAGCAGGAUGUGUACUAUGUUUUGUUGUUCAAACAUCAUUCUCCUUGAAAACAGAAAAGAGACGCUGACAUCAAGGAAAGAGAAGGGGGCUUUCUGGAGGGGAGGGAGAAUAUGGGGAUUCUGGGAUCUUUGGAGAAGUUCCCAAAGAACUCCCAAAGAACCACCCAGGGCCUCUGCUGCCACCUCAACUGGCAAGUGGAACAUGCCUUGUGUUGUCUUAGCUUUAAAGUAGUUCUGGCUCUGUCACAGGCGAACAAAUAUUUUAUUGAUCAUUCUGUAAGACCAGGAUGUUGGUAAAAAGGAACUGACCGGCAUGACUUUAAUACGAAUUUAUAAAGAUGCUCAUAGGAAAAGAUGCUUUCUAGAGAAUUCUUUGUUGAAGGCUCAAGACGUUUUUGUUUUAGUGUAUGAAUUCUUUCUGAGGACCAGAAGGUUAUUUGAUGAGGAGUAGCGUGAAUCUUGUCCUUCAAGAUUGUGUAGUAGGUUAAAAGAAAGGAUAUAAAAUGAGAGACUUUGUUACAUGUAGAGAAAAUGGUACUAGGAUAGAGGACAGAAUUAUAGUUUCUCUUGUAUUACAUGUCAACAGAAAUAGUUACAUCAGAGGCUCACAAGCUGAGAGAUGGAAAACUAGAUUACUAUUUUAUGAUUAGCAUAAUUUUCAUCUGUAAUGCAGUAUUGGAUAUAUUUUUCUUUUAAUUUCCACUUACUUUAGAAUACACAUAAUUUUCCAACUGUUCAAAGGUUUGAUUAAACUGUUUUAUACUAUAGCAUUAGAAUCUCAUACAGUUACCUUAGAUAUAUACCAACACUGUCUGAGUAAAACAGUAAAAAUUCCCUGCAUAUGUCUUCCAAGACCUGAUUUUAAUUGAAUUGUGUUGGUGAAGAUUACUGGAAUGCAUUUUGUGUUUUUUGUAUUUUAAUCGCUUGAGUUAAUCAACUAUUGGCAAAUCCCAUUUGACAAGGAUAAGCAUUGUAAAGAAUAGAUACUGUAGUAUAUUUCUAGAAAUUCACUCACAUUUAAGAACUUUUAAAAUUACAAUGAUAGCAUUUUAUUCUUCAUAAAGCAUAUUCUUACCCCUAUGUGAAUUAUAGCACUUAAAAUUCUGAAUUAGUAACUUUCAAUCUAGGGAACUGAAAAAUAUAGGUUCUAAAGCAAAAUAUUUUCUUGCAAAUACUAUUUAACCUUUAAAUAGACCAUAGAUAAUUUUUGGGUUGCUUCGAGUUACGUUUGGAAGUUGUUGUUCUGUUGGCGUUGAGUAUGUAGUUUUUAUUAUGAAAGUUCUUUGCCACCUGUGUGACUCAAAUACACAGAUGUCACGGCUCUCCAGAGCUAUAAUAAAAUUAGAUAUUAAACCUAGAUUAAAACCUUUGAAUUAACUCAAUUUAAAAUAACAAAUUAAAAAAUGCUUUGAAGCUAUCUUGUAGAAAUGAAUACUCUUUUGCGUUUUGUUUUUUAAUUGAAAGAUUAUUUCUGGAUGAAUGUAUGCUCUGUACUGGUCUCUGCUUCAAUAUAUUUACCAAUCAUUUUAAUUAGAGAAGAUACGGUAUUGUAGAAUUAAGGCCUUUUCUUUCUAGGCCAGGUUUUCACCUUAUGUAACCCUUUGUAUAGUACUUCUGACUGUGUUCAUAUUGUAGACGAGUAGGCUUGUGACACAGAAGUUUCAGUAACAUAACUGAAAUUCAUCCUGUCCAAGCCAGCAUGCGGUCUUCAUAUUAGGCAGUAGCAGAAAACUGAAGAAUUGGAUAAAGUUGACUUCUGAGACAGCUAAACUUUUCAAUUAUAAUUUUAAAAACUACACUACACUGACACAGUUAAUUAGACAGAAACGUCAAGAGUAUUUUAUUUUAAGCGUCUGUUUAAUUCAAUCUUUAAUAAUUUUGCAAAGAAGGGUAUGUAUGUAUUUUAAUAUAGCCUGACCUGAAUUUAUAUGUUUUUAGCUUUAGUA
Molecule: messenger RNA, 4898 nt
Organism: Rhinolophus ferrumequinum (greater horseshoe bat)
Lineage: Eukaryota; Metazoa; Chordata; Mammalia; Chiroptera; Rhinolophidae
Gene: RHOBTB3
Product: Rho related BTB domain containing 3
Exons: 12
Coding region: 310-2142 (610 amino acids)
Biological process (GO): proteasome-mediated ubiquitin-dependent protein catabolic process; regulation of proteolysis
Cellular component (GO): cytoplasm
Molecular function (GO): GTP binding; GTPase activity; ubiquitin protein ligase binding
Source: RefSeq, a predicted model, not a curated record